Molecule: messenger RNA, 747 nt
Organism: Gongylonema pulchrum
Lineage: Eukaryota; Metazoa; Nematoda; Chromadorea; Rhabditida; Gongylonematidae
Source: the annotation of a GenBank genome assembly
AUGAGUGCUUUUCGACCGAAAUAUGUACAAACAAGUGUGUCAUUGGAAGAACCACAAACAUUCAUAACGAUGGAUUCGGAUGACGUAAUUGCAAAAUUAGCAUCUGAUUUGGAUCUAAUUAUGGAGAAACUUUCGGAAAAACCGCUGGUAGAUGGAAAGCCGAUCGAUCAAACACCAGUAGCUUUACUUGUUGUUGCAUUGAUUACAUCGAAUAUGCGAGCACUGAAAUCACAGACAACGAAAUUUGAAGCAAUGAAAUUGUUGCAUAAAUUUGUACCAAUAAUGGGUGCUUCUGUUGUUGCUGAUCGUAUCCUACCAUAUAUGGUUGACAUGCUCUCUGACAGUAUGGUUCAGGUGAGAUGUGAAGCGAUAUAUUCGAUUACCACACUGCUCUCGUCGUUUCGAGAGAUUCCACACAACGAAACACGUCUUUUCAUCGAUUAUCUUUUCCCAAUUUUAAAAAAUAUGUCAUCAGAUAAGCAUUUUUUGGUACGAAUGACUCUGGCACAAAAUUUGGGUGAUUUAGCGGAAACAUCAUUCAGGUUUAUGCAUGAAGGAUCACAAAAUCUAACGGAAGAUUUACUGGGUGGCUCGGUUGCCGAAAUGGAUGACAAAGAACGAGAGGCGAAACUUGCUAAACAAGAGAUGAAAGCACUUCACGAAGCAGUUAUUGAAAUUUUUGUCAACUUAUGUGGCUCAGACAACACUGUUAAGGUAUUUUUUUUGCACCCCCAUAACAGGAUAUGA